This is a messenger RNA of Telopea speciosissima, 1250 nucleotides long. RefSeq lists its product as uncharacterized. Bases 57 to 1187 code for a protein of 376 amino acids. NCBI's taxonomy places the organism in Eukaryota, Viridiplantae, Streptophyta, Magnoliopsida, Proteales, Proteaceae. The transcript is spliced from 8 exons. The record is from RefSeq and is a predicted model, not a curated record.
GCUAACUUUUUCAAAUUUAUUUUUGUUUUCCUUACUCUUGUUCUUAGUGACCAUCGAUGGGCCAUGAACACUCCUUUCGUAGUAAAGCAGCCCAUUUCGUCUCUGAUCUCACCACUGUGCUUCUCAAUCCAAUCUCCGAUGAACCCUCAAAUCAUCGUGUAAGUGAGGAUGCCAUGGAGCCCAAAGAAAGUGAAGAGGAGUCAAAAGCAGAGGAGGAUUCUGAGCCUCUAGUAGAUGGCCCUGAUACAUCUUCUUUCACAGCAUUCCUCUACUCUCUGUUGGCACCUUCAGAAUCUGAGGGUCAUUCGCAUGGUGAGGAACAAAAUGGUUAUCAAGAUGAAAUGGGUGAGUCAGCAUCUGACAGCUUACCGGUGAAGGAAAAUAAUCCUAGGAAGACACUGUUUUCUAGGGGAAAACAAUCACUUGUGAGAGUAAUCUACAAUGCCACAAAGUUCAAUGGCUACAGAAAUCAAGCCUUAGGGCGGAAGGGUGAUCAGAAAAUGAAGAAUGAUGACAUGGGCGGUUCGAACUUUCUUGGGCUUGAGUUGAGCCCUGUAAAGAAUCCAAAGGAGACAGCGCCAAGAUGUUGUCUCCCAGACAUUUCUGAACCUUCAUUGCUUCUUUCUGAGAAAACACGAACUGCUCUCUGUGCUUCACUUCCAGCACUUGUUCAAGGGAGGAAAUGGGUGCUGCUCUACAGUACCUGGAGACACGGAAUAUCACUUUCAACCUUGUACCGGAGAAGUUCGCUUUGCCCUGGCCUUAGUUUACUGGUUGUUGGGGACCAGAAAGGUGCAGUAUUUGGUGGAUUAGUCGAGGCACCACUGAGACCAACCAGUAAGAGGAAAUAUCAGGGGACUAAUGAUACCUUUGUUUUCACAAAUAUAUCUGGGCAUCCAGUGGUAUUCCGUCCCACAGGGGCAAAUCAUUAUUUCACUCUUUGUUCCCCCGACUUUUUAGCAUUGGGUGGAGGUGGUCACUUUGCACUUUAUUUGGGUGAUGAUCUAUUGAGGGGGUCAAGUUCAGUUUCAGAAACUUACGGGAACUCCUGUCUGGCGCAGUCCGAGGACUUUGAAAUUAAGGAGGUUGAGCUAUGGGGCUUUGCCUAUGCAUCGAAGUACGAGGAAACGAUUGCUUUGUGCCAGUCAGAGGCUCCUGGGAUCUGCCGAUUAAUGAAUCUUUCUUAACGUCCUGCGAGUUGAUCACAUUUUAUCAUGAGGAUAGACAUCUCGAUACAUCAAGCUAGUUGU